Molecule: messenger RNA, 6919 nt
Organism: Parnassius mnemosyne (clouded apollo)
Lineage: Eukaryota; Metazoa; Arthropoda; Insecta; Lepidoptera; Papilionidae
Source: the annotation of a GenBank genome assembly
GAGAAUGAUAAAAUGGUGUAUUCGUUGAUCAAACCGGGCCACACAUUUGAAGCUAGAAAUUAAAUUAGACAUCCACCAUUUUGUUUAUUUUCGUGAAAAUUCUUUUUCACCUUGAAGCUAUAGUGAAAUUUGGUUACCCUGUCUUAUGAUACUGCAAAAAAAUAUAACUGGCAAUGAUUAUUACAAUAGGAAUGUGCUAUUAGCGUACAUUAUUAUUGGGCCCUUUUGUUGAAAUUUGCAGACAUCGGCCGCGCCGCUAGUAAACACUCUUUUAAAAUUAACACCUUGUCCUCAAAAAACAACAAAAUCCCGGAUUCACAGAGCAUCCGAAUCAAUGAGAAAGGUUCUUUGAAUUUUGUUCAACGCAUAUUUAGCAGAGGUAAAGGGAGUGAUCCUCUAGCGUUAAAGGAAAUUUCGAGGAGUUGUGGGCGACAGUCUCCGGUGGCGCGCCCGGCUAACAUGAAUCACACGCCUGCCCCGGACAGGCAGCAGAAAGACUCCAAUGUUAAUCAGGUAGAGGAGAUGGAGACGCAAGAAGUGGAGACUGUAGACACAGCUACUGGAAAGAUUUGGGAUGAAGAAUUUAUGAAAGAAUCUAAUGGUGAGGUUGUAAUGAGUGAAGUCAUGAAGAAUCAAGAAACAACAUCCUCUGAAAUGCCGCUGGCUUGCGUUGAUGCUGAAAUGGAAGACGAUGAAGCGAGGUCAGAAGCAACCUUUCGCUUUACAGUACACAAUUUCAGAAGCUUAAAGGACUCUGUGCUUUCACCACCAUGUUUUGUCCGCAACCUGCCAUGGAAGAUUAUGGUAAUGCCUCGACAAGCACCAUCCCCAGACCGUCAGCAGCAAAAGUCUCUAGGCUUCUUCCUUCAAUGUAACGGAGAGAGUGAAUCUUCUAGCUGGUCAUGUUAUGCAAUGGCAGAACUGAGACUUCUUUCUCAGAAACCAGACACUGAGCCCUUCUCUAGAAAAAUUCAACAUUUGUUUUAUAGUAAGGAAAACGAUUGGGGUUUCUCGCACUUUAUGUCAUGGAAUGAUGUACUGGAUCCUGAGAAAGGUUACAUCAAGGAUGAUUCUAUUACUCUUGAGGUGCACGUUACUGCAGAAGCACCACAUGGAGUGUCUUGGGAUUCUAAGAAACAUACUGGUUAUGUUGGUCUUAAAAACCAGGGUGCAACCUGUUAUAUGAAUUCAUUGUUACAAACACUUUAUUUUACAAAUCAAUUGCGAAAAGCUGUAUACAAAAUGCCCACAGAAUCUGAUGAUAGUACAAGGUCUGUUGCAUUGGCACUACAAAGAGUAUUCUAUGAAUUACAAUUUUCUGAUAAGCCUGUUGGCACGAAGAAAUUAACCAAAAGUUUCGGUUGGGAGACACUUGAUUCUUUUAUGCAGCAUGAUGUUCAGGAGUUUUUGAGGGUACUCUUGGAUAAACUGGAGAGUAAAAUGAAGGGUACAUGUGUGGAAGGAACGGUACCACGUCUAUUUGAGGGUAAAAUGACUUCCUAUAUCAAGUGCAAGAAUGUGAAUGUGUCUAGCACACGCGUGGAAACAUUCUAUGAUAUACAGUUGAAUAUAAAGGGGAAGAAAAACAUUGAUGAAUCAUUCAAAGAUUACAUUAGUACUGAGACAUUGGAUGGUGAGAACAAAUACGACGCUGGUGAGCAUGGCUUGCAGGAAGCUGAAAAAGGUGUUAUAUUUGCAUCUUUUCCUCCAGUACUACAUCUACACCUUAUGAGGUUCCAGUAUGACCCUAUCACCGACAGUUCUGUGAAGUUUAAUGAUAGGUUUGAGUUCUAUGAGCACAUUAAUUUAGAUGCAUACUUGCAAGAGAAACCUGAAAUUCCGGCUGAUUAUACAUUGCAUGCAGUUCUUGUACAUUCUGGCGAUAAUCACGGCGGGCAUUAUGUUGUGUUCAUUAAUCCUAAGGGUGAUGGUAAGUGGUGCAAGUUUGACGACGAUGUGGUGUCACGUUGCACGAAGCAGGAGGCCAUCGAGUACAACUAUGGCGGACACGACGAGGAUAUGACCCUGACAGUGCGCCAUUGCACAAACGCUUACAUGUUGGUCUACAUUAGAGAUUCACAGUUGAAGACGGUAUUGCAAGAAGUAACUCAAGCUGAUAUACCCACUGAGCUCAGUGAAAGACUGGCAGAAGAGAAGAGAAUUGAGACGAUACGUCGCAAGGAACGUAAUGAAGCGCACCUGUAUAUGAACGUAAAUGUUGUGCUUGAGGAGGCGUUCGAUGGUCACCAGGGUAAUGAUCUGUACGAUCCUGAGCGAGCACACUACAGGGUGUUCAGAGUUCGUAAGCAGGCCACUGUAGCUGAACUCAUGGAGAUGUUGGCAGAGAACUUCCGAUACCCGCUUAAACAUAUCCGUCCAUGGCCAUUUAGUGCGCGUUCUAAUCAUACCUGCAGACCAACGUGCCUGGACAUUGUUAAUGAUCAGCAGAAGACAGUGGCUGAUAUUUCUGAGAACAUGAACCCAUGGAACAUAUUCUUGGAAAUGUUGCCUCCGGACUCUGGUUUUAGUGCCUUGCCCCCCUUCGACAAAGAGAAUGAUGUUGUGCUGUUCUUCAAGUACUAUGAUCCCAAACAGAAGCGCAUACACUACUGCGGCCACCAUUACCUCCCUAUCGCGAGCAAGCCCGCCGAUCUCAUACCAAUACUCAAUAAACGUGCAGGUUUCCCACCUGAUACACCUCUCGUCUUGUAUGAAGAGAUUAAACCCGACUUUGUGGAGAAGAUUAAUAACUACAAUGAUCCACUGGAAAAGGUAUUGGACGAACUGAUGGACGGCGACAUCAUCGUGUUCGAGCGGGCCGACCACCGCCACGACGAGCUCGAGCUGCCCACCUGCCAGGACUACUUCAAGUACAUAUUCUACAAGGUCGAGGUGCAGUUCAUUGACAAGACUGUACCAAAUGACCCUGGGUUCACUAUGGAGUUGUCAAUGCAAAUGCGCUAUGACCAGAUGGCUCGGGCAGUGGGACAACGACUGAAUGUCGACCCAUACUUAAUACAGUUCUUUAAAUGUCAAAAUUAUAAAGAUACUCCAGGACCUCCACUUAGAUACUCAUAUGAUGGAAUUCUUAAGGAUUUGCUAGUGUACUGUAAACCAAAGUGCCCCAAGAAACUGUUCUAUCAAAUUUUAUCUAUUAAAGUUAAUGAAUUGGACAACAAGAAGCAAUUUAAAUGUUUAUGGGUUGGUCCCAAUUAUAAAGAAGAUAAAGAAUUAAUUUUAUAUCCAAAUAAAGGAGGUAAAGUGGCGGAUAUCUUAGAAGAAGCAGCGAAGGUUGUUGAAAUGUCUCCAGAAGGUUCUGGCAGAUUAAGGAUUGUCGAGGUGUCGUGUCACAAGGUGUUACCAGGUCCAGACCCAGAGCUGACACUGGAUCAGGUGACCAUAUCUCCACCAAGACUGUACAGAAUAGAGGAGAUACCCAAGGACGAACUGCAUUUGCAGGAUGACGAGGUGCUGGUACCGUGCGCGCACUUCCACAAGCAGGUGUACGCGACCUUCGGCAUUCCGUUCUAUACGCGCGUCAAGCACCUCGAGCCCUUCCAGGCCGUCAAGGACCGCCUGCAGAAGAAACUCGACAUACCUGACAAGGAGUGGGAAAAGUACAAUUUUGCUAUAGUGACAAAUGGCAGACCUAUUUACAUAAGCGAAGGAGUGACAAUUAAUAUAUUCGACUUCAGGCCAAGCAGUAACGCAAACGCGACGGGAAGGCCUUGGCUCGGACUCGAGCAUAUCAACAAGACACCGAAGCGCUCCCGUAUCAAUUACUUAGAAAAAGCAAUCAAGAUAUAUAACUGAGCCAUUAUAUUCGCACCCUGGCUUAUUUGAUGAGAACACGCUGGUUUUGGUCAGGGGCGAAAAACAAACCACACGUCUCCCCCGGGAGUAAUGAAUUCUUUUGAAUCAUGGAACACAGUUUUUAUAAAUAAUUAAUAUAAAGAUGAAGCAAUACUACGUUACUGCCGUGCGAAAUAGCAUUUUAAUACAUAGCCUUAUCCACACGUUAUUGUACAUCGCUGACAGCAAGUUGACCUUCGCCCCCGCUCUCCAUUGUUUAUAGAUUUCAUUAAUGAUAGUGUGUGUGUGUAUCACUGUAAACGCAAUAGUUCUGCAAGCAAACACAUUUGCUGGCAUUGUUAAUAUAUAGUUUUAUUAUUUAUUUCUCCUUUGUAUUUUUUAAGGCUGGUGUAUAUUGAGUCAGCUAACCGGCGCCAGUUCGAACGUCAAGCGAUACGUUGAAAGGUGAUCUUCAAAACAACUGACUACUAUCGACUUGUUUACAGUCUAGUGCCAUUGGUACGGAGAUUGUGGUAAAAAUGGAGGGGGGCACUGAUUUCGAAAAUAUACCGCUCUAUUUCGAGUCAGCCUAGACUAGUAAGCGCUGGAAUGCCUUGACAAAUACUGAUAUUACUGACUGACGCCUAUUAAUCACUCAAUGUAAAUCUGCCUUUAGUUUGGGAAGGGUCUCGUUUUUCAACAACGUGGUAAAUUUUUUAAUUAUUUUUUAGCAUUUCCAAUUAUAAUAUCGUAUUGUGGCUUCAUAACUGUUGUAAAGAAACCUAUAUCAAUCUGCUAACAAAAUAUCAAGUUGUGUGUUAUUGUAUAUCCGGUUUGUUAGGCGGGAAGUAGAAUGCGACGCUGCACGAUUGUGCCAAUCGCUUAAAAUUCGAAAUUAUUUGUUUCUAUCGACUGGUUGUUUAGGCUUUUGGUGAUUCGGCAAAGUUAACCUUUAACAAAUUGAAAUAAAAUGUAUUUUUUUUUGGAUUUUAACAAAAUAUCUUGGAAAGUUUUAAUUGUAUCACCUAUAUAAUGUAAGUUUUCGCAUUUUUUAUACAACUUUUCCGUAUAUAUAAUAUAUAUGGCGUAAUUUGUAGCAAAAAUUUGCUCUCGUUCUUGUAUCAGUUAAAUUAACAUGAAAUAUAGGGGGCUAUUCAUUGUGCUAACCAAUAAUUUUUCGAUAUGACGAUGUGAUAUGAUGUUACACUAUCAUUUCUUUUUUAUCGGCAAUAGAAGCUAGCUAUAAUAGAUUUUAAACUUAUAUACUAGAAUACAGAUCUUGAUAGCCUUCGGCAGUGUCAAUAAAUCAAUAUAUGCCUUAUUUUACACCAAUGUACAUUAAAUAAUUAAUAUGAUAUAUAAUUAUAAAGAACGUACAAAAUCACUAUACGUAUACAGUUAAACUCUACGACUUAUUACAAAAAAUAGUUUAUAAUUAGUUUCAGGUUUAAGAAAUCUCUUUCAUAAAAGAAGUACCGCGGAAAAUAUGCGAAAUAUUAUGUAAAAAAAAUGGAAUUCGACGGCAAAUGUCAAAACAAAGGGACUUCUUUUGUGAGAAAGACUUCUUAAACCAUAUUUUAAGCCGAAGACUCAACAAACCAUGUUUUGUAAUAAGACGUUAUCUGUUUGUGCUUAUUAGAUAAAACAAGUAGUAUAAAAUCAAAAUUUGCAUUGAAAUACAGCACGUGGACGUAAGGAUUACUCAAAGAAACAAUCUGCUAUAAUCAGGUAGCUUCGACUUUGUAAGACUCAUUCUAGUAUUACUAAAGCCUACAUAACUGGAAAUUAUUUUACGAACUAGUACAUAUUAUUUAACAAAUAUUUUAUUAACAACAUUAUGUAGAAUCCUCAGUGAUUUAAAUAAUAAAAAUUGAGGGUCCGAAAUUGCGUGGUUUUGUAUUUGCUUACGUUUUAUAUCAAUAUUUAAUGGUUGUGUUCUUUUUUUAAAUAAUAAUAAGCUUUCGUUAAUUUAAUAUAUAUGAUUUCUAUAUACUUCAUCUACUACUGUAAACAAGUCUGAAUUAUUAUUAUUUCGAUUUGCUACAUUAUUUGUUAGCUACGUGAUAGUAAUUUUUAACAAUGUUUGUAUAUAGCUAAAGCUUGAAUUGCUAUGAAAAUAUUUGUAUUCACAUGUGCUUCCUUAAGCAAACAAAUCAAAUGUUUCCAUAAUCGAAAAUUUCUCUGAAAUCACUAUGUUGAAAUGUGUACAGUAAUGUUUAAUUUUUGUCGAAUUACCAAAUUUAAUAUAAAUAAAGAUAUGCGUUAGAGGAAACAAAUGAAAUUGGCGAAUUGGCAGUCCUUAGACGAGAGUACUUUUAUUGCAUGUAAUAGUGUAACAGUUAGCACUGCAUAGUUAGAUCUGGCUUAAAGCCAUGUCAACAACUGAACAUGUAUAUUUUACUAUUUAAUUUUUUACUUGACCUGCCCAGAAAUGUUACGUUAUUAAUAAAAAUGAUUAUGUCGAAAUUAUGUAUAUAUAUGAUGUAAUAAAUUAAGAAAACAAAAUACAAUAAGUUUUUCGUAAAGAUGCCUUAGACAUUUCAAGAUGUUUUAGUAUUUAAAACAAUACAAAUUACUUUAUUACCUACCCUUUAUGUUCUUUUUCCAUACUCAGCAUAAAUGGCCAAUUGCAUUGUGUGAGAUAUACUCUCAUUGUUUUACUGAAUUUAUUUUACAUUUUCAGUUAAAUCAGUUUUCAUUUUUAUGUAACAAUGUUUGUCGGUUACACUGUUUUAAUUAACAUAGUUUGAGGUAUUUUGAGAGGAAGUUAGUUAAAUAGUGGCUUCAAUUAAUCGCCAAACUUUAAUAUAAUUGCAAAUGGGAUUAUAGUAUCUAUUAGUUGAGUUACCUACUGAAAUGUCUGUAGUAGCCCUCGUGAAGCCGAGUGUAGCGCAGCUUCAAACAUUUGGAACCUGUUUCCGAUGUUUGCUAUGUUGGAUUUGAAUGUUUCACUGAAUAUAAUCCUAUAUUUGUUCACUUUGGUUUGUUUUAAACUGUUUAUGCGUCCUUGUACAUAUAUAUAUAUUUAUAUAGAACUUCAAAUUUUUAUAUUCUAAAAUUAGAUGUCCUGUAUUCGAUUGGGGAGUUCCAAACUUAAAUUAAUGUUAUAUAAAAUCAGUGAUUACUU